CCGUAGGUAUAAGCGUAUAGAAGCGAGCCGCGCGAUCAGUUGAGCAUGAUAAUUAUUAGUGAUAACAUGUGAUCGUCGGUUAUGGUCGUGUGUCGUUUUCGUGGAAAAUUGUAGAUACACUUACAACCAACGAAGGAUUUACAUUCAACUAGACAUUUCAAAUUGAUUUCCCACAUUCGAAUAACCUUUCAAGCUAUGGAAGAUCCAAAAUUGAAACGACCGGAAAUCGUUAGCGACGAUUCGUUGGUACUAUACAGCAAUCAGUAUAGCUAUUAUUGCCAAAAGGUACUUUGGGCAUUGAAUGAAAAGCAUAUCAGCUUCACAAAGUAUGAGAUAGACGUCGCAAAUGAUGAACACUUCUCCGAGUGGUUCCUGGAGUUGAAUCCUCGCGGUGAGCUUCCGGUGCUGCAGAAAGGCCUUCUUGUUGUGCCGGGUUCCAGUCCAAUCUUGGCUUACUUGGAAGAAAAUUAUCCUAAAGACAAACCAUUGAAACUACCGCGGACAGCAGGCGGGAAGAUAGUUAACCUAAAAAACACCCUAGAGAAGCUUCCGAUAGGCGUAAUUACGAUGGGAUCGUUCCUUCAUCCGCGCACGGUGGUUUCUCCAAAAUCCCCCUUUGUUCAACCGGUUCGGUAUACCAUUUUGGAGCGUGACGAAACAACUAGUGGCCGUUUACGAGACUAUGCCAAGCUGUUCCCAGCGUUCAGUGAAGUCCUACUCCGGAAGGCUGACUUCCACGAUCGGAAACGCGAAGUGCUUGCCAGCGAACAGUACUAUCUGAAACUGCUGGACAUUUUGGAUGACGUUUUGGACAAUGCCGAAUCGGAACUGGCAAGAUCGAAUGACGAGGGCCCAUGGAUCACGGGCGGAGAGUUCACGUCCGUUGACAUUUCCCUCGGUUGUCUGCUGUAUCGUUUGUACGUGCUUGGUCUGGAGGACCGUUUUUGGACGGCCGGCAAAAGACCGGAGCUGGAGAUAUAUUUCAACAAAACUAUGGCCACCGAGAGUUUUCAGAAUACUUUGCCGACGAAAACGUCGCUGCUGAAAACGAUCUGGUUGAACACACCGUCAUCGUACAAGGCGGGCAUAGCGGCUUUUUCUUUCUCGUCGAUGAUCAUAGGAUCGACACUGCUCAAGAGAUGAGGGGCUUUCUUUUGUGUGGGUCAAAGACGUGCUGUUUUAGAAACUUUGGUAGAUUUAUUAUAAACCAUCUUUUUCUUUUCUUUAACCGUUCGAAAAUAACCGAUCACCAAAAUGUUAUUAGUUGUAUGGCAAAAAAUUGAUUAAAUCGUCGGUAUCUAUCUUUGAAA
This is a messenger RNA of Ochlerotatus camptorhynchus, 1310 nucleotides long. RefSeq names its product Gdap1 (gene Gdap1). The coding region runs from base 196 to 1143 and encodes 315 amino acids. Lineage: Eukaryota; Metazoa; Arthropoda; Insecta; Diptera; Culicidae. The transcript is spliced from 3 exons. The record is from RefSeq and is a predicted model, not a curated record. Gene Ontology annotation, cellular component: mitochondrial outer membrane. Gene Ontology annotation, biological process: mitochondrial fission; mitochondrial fusion.